UAGUAUUAUUUUAUUGGGUAUUACAUUAGAAAACAUGGUCAAGAACAGUUUCUGCUUCAAUGGCGGAGGCAGGAACAAGGAAGAGAAAAAUGGUGGACAGAAGCAGAACCAUAACAUCAGCUGAUAACAAGAAAGCAACAGCAGUGGCAAAGUGGCCUUCUCUUAAAUCCAAACUCGAUCUCCACAUUACCCGCCUUCAAGACAAUGAUCUCUUCACCGUGCAGAAUUUCUUCACAUCUGCAGAGUCAAAGGCAUUUAUUAAGACUGCUGAGUUAAUUGGUUUUGAGCACCAAGGAAGUCUUGGUCCAACUAAAGGUGAAGCAUACCGAGACAAUGAUCGGUUAUCUGUUUAUGAUCCUAAACUUGCUGAUACUAUAUGGCAGUCUGGACUUAGCCUAUUAUUCUCUGAUAUUAAGAUUAGGGGGAAGGUUGCGGUUGGGUUGAAUCCCAAUAUUAGAUUUUACAGGUAUAAGGUUGGCCAGCGCUUUGGACGGCAUUUUGAUGGAAGUGUUGAUCUUGGAGAGGAAAAGCGCACCCAUUAUACUUUAUUAAUAUAUUUAAUCGGUGGUCCCGAAACGGAAGGCAAAAGUGACUUGAGCAACCUGAAGGAUUCUGCAUCAGAGCCUCUAGUUGGAGGAGAAACUGUCUUCUAUGAUUCAUGGAACGAAAUUGUAGCAGAGGUUGCUCCCGCUGAAGGAAUGGCUCUCCUACACAUUCAUGGUGACAAAUGUAUGCUGCAUGAAGCUCGAAAUGUCUCCAAGGGUAUCAAGUAUGUUUUCAGAUCAGAUGUAGUUUUUGCUUGUGGGCUGUAGUUUUCAAAUUGAGAAGGUUCGUGAGUUUUCCUCUAAAAUUAUACAGCAGCCGUAGCAAUGCCUAACUGAUACAUGUAUGAUCAAUAUUGUUAAGGUGUGCACCUAGGCUGUAGUGCUAGAAAACAAAAGCACCACCCUUCCAGAUGAGGUACAUUUGGUCAUGUGUAUGCAUGGUGCACCAAGGGGCACUUUUUCUAAGAAAAAAAGGCCCAUUUGGUUGAAGUUAUCUUUAAUUUUUAUUACUUUUAAUGAAUUGCUAAUGUAGUGCCGUAGAA
Messenger RNA from Gossypium arboreum, 1087 nucleotides. RefSeq lists its product as uncharacterized. Bases 60 to 812 code for a protein of 250 amino acids. The record is from RefSeq and is a predicted model, not a curated record. Gene Ontology annotation, molecular function: procollagen-proline 4-dioxygenase activity; L-ascorbic acid binding; iron ion binding. Gene Ontology annotation, cellular component: endoplasmic reticulum. Gene Ontology annotation, biological process: peptidyl-proline hydroxylation to 4-hydroxy-L-proline. Lineage: Eukaryota; Viridiplantae; Streptophyta; Magnoliopsida; Malvales; Malvaceae. The transcript has 4 exons.